Messenger RNA from Fusarium proliferatum ET1, 2154 nucleotides. RefSeq lists its product as uncharacterized. Gene Ontology annotation, molecular function: RNA polymerase II cis-regulatory region sequence-specific DNA binding; zinc ion binding; DNA-binding transcription factor activity, RNA polymerase II-specific. The coding region runs from base 1 to 2154 and encodes 717 amino acids. The transcript has 2 exons. Gene Ontology annotation, cellular component: nucleus. Lineage: Eukaryota; Fungi; Ascomycota; Sordariomycetes; Hypocreales; Nectriaceae. The record is from RefSeq and is a predicted model, not a curated record. Gene Ontology annotation, biological process: DNA-templated transcription; positive regulation of transcription from RNA polymerase II promoter by galactose.
AUGUUCGGGACCUUCUCUGCUUCCAGCUCACCCGCCCCAUCGAGAAAACCCAAGCGCAGCCAGGUAUCAAAGGCCUGUGAUUCAUGCCGACUGCAUCGCGUUAAAUGCGAUACCCAAUACCCAUGUCAGAAUUGCUCUAGCAAAGGUUUGCGAUGCAAUAGCACGACCCGGCAGAAUCCAGGAUGGAGUCUAUCUCGUGCUAUGAGCGAGAUCGAGAGGUUGAAAGCACGAGUGAAAGAGCUUGAGGGACAGAUCAGAGAUACAACCAUCCCAACACCACCAGACGAAAACACUCCAGAGCUCAUAUCGAACGAUCCGCCUCCAAGCUUUCCAUACGCCAACGAGGGAGUUCAACUCGACACCACGACAGCCAUCCAAUCAGCGGCCACCGGCACUCAGUACUACGGGCCUUCAUCUACGUACUAUUUCAUCCAUUGUAUCAGCCAGCGUCUCAAAGCAACUGGUUGCAGCCUAAGUGGCGAUCAGGAGCCUCACAGCUUGAUACCCGACUCGGCAAGUAGAUCCAUGGGCAACGUUAUCAAUACUCCCGAUGCCGAGUUGGAAGAACAUCAACCGUCAGAUAGCGCCGUGCCAGCCAGAGCGACACACGGAUUGACUGAGAGAACUCUGUCCGGGAAAGACUUGUCGGCAACUCAAGAAGCCUUCUUCCUCGACCUCUUUUGGGACUCAUGGCAUUGCUGUUACCAGCUUCUGGACGAGGCAGAUUUCAAGGCACACUACACAUCACUGUGGAAUGAGCCUAUAGGUGACACGAGACAGGACUCACCUCUUGUCGACAUUGUAUUGGCUCUCUGUAUGCAGUUCGGUGUCACAUCGCUACCUCGUCAUAGUGGCUACAAGGCAGAGAUCAACUCUCGGGAUGCAGCUGUUGCCGGCCGCUGGUUGUAUCAGCGGUGCCAACGACUGAUAUCGUGUGACCUGGAGAGGCCUACACUACAGACCUUCCAGUGUCAACUAUGGUCUGCGAUAUAUCUUGCCAAUGCUUCUUACCAGAACAUGGCUCAAAAUAUGCUGGGGGUUGCAGCGCGCAUGGCAUAUACAUUGGGACUCCACAUUGAGCCAGCGAACGAUCUACCCGCCAAGGAAAUAAAAGCACGAAAGCAGGCCUGGUGUAUCAUGUUCAUGUUUGAGACAAGAUCAUGUAUCCGAUUAGGUCGGCCUUGGGUCACCCAAACACAGCCGAUUUCACCAUUAUUACCUACCAGCGACCAAGGCCACGUUACAGCGGCCGUUGAUCAACUGAAAUACACUACCGAGAGAGCCAAACUCACAGAGAUCGCCCGAUCAGUCUUCGAUAGUGUGUUUCAUUACAUAUCGCACGGGGAAACUACCAGAAGAGAUACUCAAAUACGAGCAUUUGAUUCAGGUAUGAAUACAAUACGCGCUUGGGCGGAGUCGCUGCCUAAUAUGAUGAAGACGGAGAGACGGAGUGGUGGGAAGCCUCUCUCAACUGAUCUGUCAGAGCUCGAGAUGGAGCCAUUUGCCCCCGUCUCGCUGCGGAGGCAGCGCUUGAUGCUUGAGCUGUUCUACCACGAACUGAUGCUCACGCUCGGACGGCAUUGCAUAAGCCAAUCCUUGCCUCGAUCUGGGAGCAACAGGACCUCGUCAGCUCAUGAAGUGGCCGGUAUCUCAGCUUUACACGCAGCCGCCACAACGAAACUUUUAUACCAGAUUUGCCAAGGAUACGACAUUUUGAACGGAUGGUACGAGCCAUUCAACUGCCAAUGGAACGCUGCUAUAACACUCGUCGGAUAUCUCCUAACAUGUCCCCAAGACAGUCCAACUGCUACAAUCGCCCGCACGGCUCUGUUGCAAAGUAUUACGGUGCUAGAGAAGAUGGGCGAGUUCUUUGGAGCAGCUUCGAGUGCGGCUGGUGUGAUACGGACACUCCACCAGAGGCUGAACAUGCCGGUCCAAUCUCAAAUGGUGACGGACAGUAAUAUCAUCACAGCUGACACGGUUCAAGACGUUGACUUUGAUGACUUUGGGGCUUUGGACCUGUCAUUUGAAGGUAUACUGGGGACCUUUGGGACGGAAUCUGAGCUCGAAGGACUUGGGUUUGGAGUUGACAUGCAGGCUUUUCUGACGAGCGAUGAUGAGUACAUGCGCAGAAUCCAGAAGGAAUCUCACUAA